UGUACCUCGCGGUCGAGCUCCCGCAAGCCGCAAACAUCCUGUGCUUUCCCAUCCGCCCAUCUUCCACCGCCGCCGCCGCCGACAGGGCGGUCUCCCCUUCCUGGAUCCGCCGCCGGAUGCUCCUCCGCCGCACCGCCGCCGCAGCAGCGCAGCGCUCCUCCUGGUUACCCCCCUGGCGAACCAUCCUCCCGCACGUCGGCCCCGCCCGCCCUUAUAGCGCUACCACCUCCACCUCCUCCCCACACCGGCAGCGGCUGCGCACACCGCAGGUUACGGACAGUUCGCUUACUACCACCGCUGCGCCCCGACCGUUCCCGGACUACUCUCCGCCCCGCCCCGACUCGCCGGCCGACGAUGCCCUCGCGCGCCGUCUCGCCGCCGCGCUCCUCGCUUCGCCCAGCCCAGGCUCCCUCCCUCAUCUCCCCUUCAUUCCCCUCCGCCCGCUGCACCUGCUCCUCGCACUCCCCCUGCUCGCCUCCCACCCCAACCUCACCAGCCUCCUGGUCCCGCUCCUCCUGCUCUUCCCCUCCCGACCUCACCCCCAUCCCCAACUCAUCCAAUGCUUCGCCAUUGCCGCCCAUCUCGCCGUGCGCGAACCCGGAACUGCGCGUGCUAUCCUUGUACGAGCUCUUCGUUUCCCAUCUCCUCAUCGGCAUUUCGUCGAGCAGUUCAUCUUCACAUACAAGGCCUUCUCGUCGGACCCCGCCUCCUUCGACCUCCUCCUCCUGUGCCUCCCCUCCGCCCAGCUGCUCCGCCGGCUCCGCCAGUACGGCCUAUCCCCAUCCCCAGAAUCCUGUAAUGCUGUGCUCUCCCGCCUUCCCCUUGAUGAAGCAGUUGCCUUGUUCCGAGAACUCCCCGACAAGAACGUCUGCUCCCACAAUAUACUCCUCAAGGCGCUCCUUAGUGCAGGCCGGCUCAAGGAUGCACGCCAACAUUUUGAUGAAAUGUCGUCACCGCCAGAUGUUGUGACGUACGGCACUAUGGUCCAUGGCUACUGCGAUUGUGGUGAGCUGGAGAAUGCGGUGAAGCUGUUGGAUGAAAUGGCAGCAAAGGGGCUGGAGUCAAAUGCGACAGUGUAUACAAGUGUGAUUGCAUUGCUGUGCAAUAAAGGGCAGGUUUCAGAUGCUUUGAGGGUGGUAGAGGACAUGACGAUGCAUGGGGUGGUGUUGGAUGCAGUGGUGUUUACAACUGUAAUGAGUGGAUUUUGUAGCAAGGGUGAUUUGGCAGCUGCAAGAAGGUUGUUCGAAGAGAUGCAGAAGAGAGGGUUGGCCGCUGAUGGGGUGACAUAUACCGCGCUUAUCAAUGGUCUUUGUCGGGCUGGGGAGUUGAAAGAGGCAGACAGAGUACUUCAGGAGAUGGUGGACAAGGGAUUGGAUGUUGAUGUGGUCACAUAUACAGCACUCAUUGAUGGGUACUGCAAAAGAGGGAACAUGGUGGAAGCCUUCCGAGUUCACAAUGAAAUGGUACGGAGAAGAGUGGCACCAAAUGUGGUGACAUACACGGCUCUGUCUGAUGGACUGUGCAAGCAGGGGGAUGUGCGUGCUGCUAAUGAGCUAUUGCAUGAGAUGUGCAACAAGGGGUUAGAGCUGAAUGUUUACACAUACAACUCCCUGAUCAAUGGCCUGUGCAAGUUUGGCAAUCUGGAGCAGGCCAUGAGGAUCAUGACAGAGAUGGAAGCAGCCGGACUUAGACCAGAUGUUUAUACAUAUACAACUCUUAUAGAUACACUCUGCAAGUCAGGAGAGUUUGACAGGGCUCACAGCAUGUUACAGGAAAUGUUAGAUAAAGGAAUUAAGCCUAGUAUUGCGACUUACAAUGUUCUAAUGAAUGGUUUUUGCAUGUCAGGUAGGGUAGAAGGAGGAAGAAAGCUGCUCGAGUGGAUGCUGGAGAAGAACGUCCGCCCAAAUGUUGUAACGUAUAAUUCUCUUAUGAAGCAGUACUGCAUUGACAAGAACAUGAAAUCUACCACUGAGAUUUACAAGGGGAUGCAUUCUCAGGAGGUGGCUCCAAAUGAGAACACAUACAAUAUAUUGAUCAAGGGGCACAGUAAGGCAAGAAAUAUGAAAGAGGCACUGUAUUUCCAUCAUGAAAUGAUAGAGAAGGGAUUUAGACUCACAACAAGCUCUUAUAGUGCUCUUAUAAGAUUGCUGAAUAAAAAGAAGAAAUUUUCUGAGGCAAGAGGGUUAUUUGACGAGAUGCGAAAGGAGGGUUUGAUAGCUGAACCAGAUGUUUACAGUUUUUAUAUUGACAUCAGUUUUAAUGAGGAUAAUUUGGAGUCGACCAUUACACUUUGUGAUGAACUGGUGGAAGCCAGUCAUGUAAAAUCUAAAGCUGGCACAAACUAAGACUUUGCAAAGGAGCAUACGCAUCAGAACGUGAUUUUGGGAUGUGAUAGCAGCGGUAUCCUAGUUUUUUCAGAAUUGACAAUAUGUGAGACGAAAACAGACUCACGAAAAGCACUAUCCUCUAUGCCAUCCUAAACUAGCAAUUGAGAAUGAUGAUAGUAUCCUUUCUACGGCCACCUUGAUAUUCCCUUGUAAGCUGUGGAGGUAUAUAUGUGGGAUGCGCACUGAGGUGUUUAUGCACUUUUGCAAGGAGAAACGGUUUCUAUCUUCAUCAAUUGUCAAGCAACAAGGACAGUGAUCAGGCAAGCAGUGAGUGGAUAAAUCUGGUAGGGGAGUGUGCAGGGCUUCACUCAAUUGGUAAGCAAUUUCUGCUGAUGCUGCCGUGAUGGAAAGAUGGACCUGGAAAGACAUAGGAGAAGCCAAGACAAUAAGUAUGCACGAUUGCAUCCAUUAUAGGGUGGAAAGGAAGGAGUAACCUCUGUCGGCAUUCAUGAAUAACUCUUUGGAAGAUAACAUUGAGAACUCAUUUGAGCUCUUUGUUCUACCCAUGAAAUCAAAAGGCAGAUGUAGUUCUUUGUUUUCACACUCGAUUCCUUCACCAGUGUUGAUGAUAGGAUCCAGCCCUGCUUAACUGGGCACUGACUUUGGUGUCCAUCGUCUGUCACAUAACCACAUAGUCACAUUGGUGAUAUAACACUAGGGCACAUCUAGAUAUGCUCUAGUUAUUGCACAUCUAAGUGACUCAAUCAAGCUAGAAAGAAAAAGAAAAAAGACGAAAGAAAAAUGCUUGCACAAAUCUUAGCGUAAAAUCAAUGACAUAGGACUUAGAUGUGCAAUACUUAGAGCACAUCUAGAUGUGCUUUAGCAAAACUGUAUAACAAAAUAUGGGAGGAGAAGGUUCUUUGAGAUGCUUGAAAUCAUGUUUGUUUAUCUGAUAGCAUCUGGACAGAACAAGAUUCGACCUUGUGCUGCCACAAUGGUAAUUGGGCAAAAUAUAGUUGAUAUGUGCAUUGUAAGAAUCAAUUUGUUGUGUAUGAAAGUCCUAUUUAUAUUUA
Molecule: messenger RNA, 3400 nt
Organism: Triticum dicoccoides
Lineage: Eukaryota; Viridiplantae; Streptophyta; Magnoliopsida; Poales; Poaceae
Product: pentatricopeptide repeat-containing protein At1g05670, mitochondrial-like
Exons: 3
Coding region: 117-2345 (742 amino acids)
Biological process (GO): RNA processing; mitochondrion organization
Cellular component (GO): mitochondrion
Molecular function (GO): mRNA binding; protein binding
Source: RefSeq, a predicted model, not a curated record